AUGAAAAAAAACGAAGAAGGUUCGCUGGCCCGACUCCAGGCGGCGUUUGCACAGCUGCAGACAUCGGUCGACGGCGAGCGCGGGCGGCUCGAGGCCGAUAUCACGAAGCUGGAGGCCGAGCGAGAGCGCCUGCGGCGCGAGGUGGACGAGAUCGGCACCAUCCGCCGGGAGUGGGGCGCGCUGAUCAAGCUCAACGUCGGCGGGCGCACCUUCACCACCUCCAAGACCACCCUCACCCGCUACGACGAUUCGCUGCUCGGCCGCAUGUUCAGUGGACGACACGACCUCGCCAAUGACGAAGAGGGCCGCGUCUUCAUCGAUCGCAACGGGGAGCUGUUCGAGCACGUGCUCGACUUCUUGCGCGAGGGCACGGCCUGGGUGGCGCCCGACGACGCCACGCUCAUGCUGCGGCUCGAGAAGGAGUUCGACUACUUCCAGCUGCCGUUUAACGUUGAGUCGCUGGCCGCCUCGCCGAGCCUGGCCCUGGUGCCGGUACAGACCGGCGGCGGCAGAGUCGAGCGGGAGCCGACCGCACUCUUCGUGGUGGGCGGCCGCAACGACGAGGGCUCGCUGACGCUGGGCGUGGUGGAGCGCUACGACCCGGUGGCCAACCGGUGGGUGAGCGUGGGCAACCUCCCGGCCUCGCGCAACUCGGCCGCCGCCGUGGCGCUCCAGGACCACGUGUUCGUCAUGGGCGGCCUCAGCGCCGACACCUCGUCCGUCGGCUUCUUCGACCCGUCGGCGCUCGGCCAGGCCUCGGCGACCACCGAACUCGCCGGCUGGCGGGCGCUCGAGGGCCUGUCGACCGUGCGCAACGGGCUGGCGGGCGUGGCGCUGGGCGGCCGCAUCUACGCGCUGGGCGGCCACAACAACGCGAUCUACCUGAGCUCCGUCGAGCGGUUCGACGCCCGCACCAACCUGUGGGAGCGGGUGGCCGAGAUGACCACGCCCCGCUACGCCCUGGCGGCGGUCGUGCUCGGCGGCCGCAUUUACGCCAUCGGCGGCCACAGCGGCACCGCGCCGCUGGCCUCGGUCGAAGUCUACGACCCGGCCACGGACCAGUGGAGCACCGGCGUCGUGCCCGACAUGCCCACGGCGCGCUACUACCUCGCCGCGGCGGUGCUCCACGGCCGGAUCUACGUGCUGGGCGGGUUCGGCGAGGCGUGCCAAGCGGCGGUCGAGUGCUACGACCCGGCGACGAACGCGUGGACCACGGUGGCGCCGAUGUCGACGCCCAAGUACGCGCUGGCGGCGGCCUCGGUCGGCGGGAAGCUCUACGCGCUGGGCGGGUUCGACGAUACCACCACCUUCGCCACCGCCGAGCGCUACGACCCGGCCACCAACGCCUGGUCCCGGAUGGCCGACAUGCCCACGGCCAAGUACGCCCUCGCCUCCGUCGCCUGGUAG
Acanthamoeba castellanii str. Neff is the source of this 1407-nucleotide messenger RNA. RefSeq names its product K+ channel tetramerization subfamily protein. The record is from RefSeq and is a predicted model, not a curated record. Gene Ontology annotation, biological process: protein homooligomerization. The coding region runs from base 1 to 1407 and encodes 468 amino acids. The transcript has 2 exons. Lineage: Eukaryota; Discosea; Longamoebia; Acanthamoebidae. Gene Ontology annotation, molecular function: protein binding.